AUGCGAUUCACGCUGCUUCUAGCGCUGCUGCUGGCUUUAUUAGUCUUGGUAGCAGCACAGGAUAACAACGGGGAUAAUGGGGGUGAUACUGGGGGGGAUAAUGGUGGUGAUAACGACGAUAGCAAUGGCGAUAACAACGGCGACGAGAACAACAAUGACAACGACAACAACAGCAACAGCAACAGCGACACCGCCACAAGCACCACCAACAGCAGCAACACAGCCAGCGACAGUUCCACCUCCACGGGCUCAGCCACCCCUUCCGCGACGGAAUCCCUCUCCGACGAAGCUAAAUCAGCUGCUGCACGUCCAGCUCCUUCUCCCGGCUCUGGAAUGAAGAAUGCAGGUCCGGGUGAAGACUACAUCGCAGCUUCUUCUGCUUUCUCAUAUACACUCAGCAUUGGAAUCCUCCUAGCCUCUGCUGCACUCUCAGCUCUUUUCUUAGCGUAA
This is a messenger RNA of Wallemia ichthyophaga EXF-994, 450 nucleotides long. RefSeq lists its product as uncharacterized. The coding region runs from base 1 to 450 and encodes 149 amino acids. The record is from RefSeq and is a predicted model, not a curated record. NCBI's taxonomy places the organism in Eukaryota, Fungi, Basidiomycota, Wallemiomycetes, Wallemiales, Wallemiaceae. The transcript has 2 exons.